AUGGCAGCAGAAGAACCACAACCACCUCGCACAGCCAAGGAAUUAAAGUCAACUAUAAAAAUCCAACCAGCUGUAGGAAUCCCUGGGGUUCUAGCUGGGCCAAAGCCCCAUGUUGAUUCACCCUUUGUACAACAUUUAAUAACUACAGGUAAACCAAAUUGGAAGCUAGCCACACCAGAAAUGAAAACUAAAUAUCGUGCUUAUCAAAAGAUCCUAAUUGGUAUUCCUGUAUUGUUUAUCUGUUCUUAUGUGUUGGUUAGACGUUUGAAUGGUGAAUCUACUAAACAAAUGCAAAAGGGUGAGAUCGCUGAAGAUGGUACUCUUAUUUAUUGGGACGAGAACAAGAUUAUGGAAGUUGAAAGGAAUACUUGGUCUUAUAAACUAUUCGGACCUGAUUACUUCCAAGAGGGUCGUACUAGCAGAACCAUAGGGAAACCUCUUGCAAUCAAACCCGAUGAUGAUGAUUAG
Spathaspora passalidarum NRRL Y-27907 is the source of this 468-nucleotide messenger RNA. RefSeq lists its product as uncharacterized. The transcript has a single exon. The coding region runs from base 1 to 468 and encodes 155 amino acids. Lineage: Eukaryota; Fungi; Ascomycota; Pichiomycetes; Serinales; Debaryomycetaceae. The record is from RefSeq and is a predicted model, not a curated record.